UUGGGGUGAAUUCUUCUUGCAGUGCAAGUAAUACAAAACUAACAAGAUAAAGCUUGGGAAACACGUAUAAAUAGGAGGUCCCCCCAUGCGUGUCCCUACUUAGAAAUCAAUGAUAUCCUAACCUGCAAUAUGUCCUAACCCUCUCCCUCUCACAUAUAUACAUACAAGCGCAUUACGUAUUGCACUCGAUCUGACGUCAGAGAUGGUUUUAAGUGUCAACCAGACUAUAUAAUACAUUGCCGUAGAUUUUCAGCCCUCUGUGGUGCAAUUGUUGCUAAAUUCAGAAGGCAUGGGCCACAGGAUUUAAGGAAUUUGCUUUCCCUCCCAAAAGCGGAUAAACAAAACAAACAGGAUAGAUUAAUGAGCCCCUUAACGAAGGUUGCUUUCUUUCAACCAUAAUAUUCUCCAGCGAUAUGCUAACUCUGCUCUCAUUCUUAUUCUCAAGGACACCCUUAAACUUUUGGCUACCAUUUCCCUAUAAGAACCUCUAGAAUCCAAAAGACUGGCACCUUUCCCGCUAGCAUUGCCCUUAUAGCAUGGAGCCCUCGGAUAUUCCGUUUAGUUCUAAUCCCUCAGCUUGUUCGUCUUCCCAUGAUAAUAUCUACAACGAGCUCCUCAAUCUAUUUCCAGACACUCGCCCAAAUUCCCUCGAGCCACUACCACUGCCGAGCAGCUUGCUGUGCUCACCAAAAGCAGUGCCACUGGAAGGAAAUACAAAAGCAUCCAAUGAAGAUACUGGGGAUGUCACCGUGACCUUAUGCAUUGGUCUUCCUGAUAAUAAGGAUGGUUCCAAGAAUGCAGUUGAUAAAAGAGAUUCAGAUAUAGCGGCUACCCAGUACUGGAUACCCACACCUGCACAAAUACUCAUUGGCUUCACCCACUUUUCGUGCCACAUCUGCAACAAAACUUUCAACCGCUACAACAAUCUCCAGAUGCAUAUGUGGGGUCAUGGAUCACAGUAUCGUAAAGGACCCGAAUCAUUGAAAGGAACCCAACCACGAGCUGUUCUAAGCAUCCCAUGCUACUGUUGCACGCAAGGGUGCAAAAACAACAUAGACCACCCAAGGGCAAAGCCGCUGAAGGAUUUCCGAACCUUGCAGACGCAUUACAAGAGGAAGCAUGGUAUGAAGCCUUUCAUGUGUCGGAAAUGUGGAAAGUGCUUGGCUGUGAAAGGUGACUGGCGAACUCACGAGAAGAAUUGCGGCAAGCGUUGGCUUUGCGCGUGUGGUUCGGACUUCAAACACAAGAGAUCACUCAAAGACCACAUUAAAGCAUUUGGAUCUGGUCACGGCCCAUUUCCUCCUCCAUUUGAAGGAGUCCAGCUCCGAGAGGAUGCUGUGCCUUUUCCGUUUGUUUAAUCUAAUUGCCCUGAGACGAUUAGUUGAUUUUCGUUAAUUGAGUUUAAAUGCAUCAUUUGGGUUGCAAGUUUUAUCAGAAAAAGAAAGAAAAGAAUUGAAUAGAUUUUGAAAGUUUCCACUCCAUUCUCUUGUAUUGGGCUAUGCAGAUGCCAAGUAUCUUGUAUUGGGCUUCAAGCACAGUUUAUUAAAACAAUUGAGUAAU
Molecule: messenger RNA, 1560 nt
Organism: Vitis riparia (riverbank grape)
Lineage: Eukaryota; Viridiplantae; Streptophyta; Magnoliopsida; Vitales; Vitaceae
Product: protein TRANSPARENT TESTA 1-like
Exons: 2
Coding region: 537-1358 (273 amino acids)
Biological process (GO): regulation of gene expression; anatomical structure development
Cellular component (GO): nucleus
Molecular function (GO): DNA-binding transcription factor activity
Source: RefSeq, a predicted model, not a curated record